AUGAAGUGGCUUCUUGCUCUCGUCCCCCUCGCUACUGCUGCUCCAGCUCUGUCUGCGAUUGGUGAAGCCCCUGACCCAGGACAGGUCAAAAUCACCAAGGUCGGCACCGGCGGUACUGGAUGUCCUCAGGGUACCGUCAGUACUGUCAUCUCGGAUGACCAAAGUGUCGUGACCCUGGUCUAUGACUCCUACGUUGCAUCCAUCGGUCCUAAUAUCGCCAUCACCGAGCAGCGUAAGAACUGCCAGCUCACCCUUGAGCUCGAUUAUCCCGGAGGCUUCCAGUACUCUAUUCUGAGCGCCGACUACCGCGGCUAUGCGAACAUCGAGAAAGGUAUCACCGGCACUUUGAAGUCAACCUACUACUUUGCAGGCAAGGCUCCUCAGACCAGUACGGAAUACACCUUCACCGGACCGGUGACUGGCGACUAUCUCAAGCACGAUGAGGCUGAUAGCACCUCCGUGGUGAUGUCGCCCUGUGGUAGCAAGGGCAACCUACUGAACAUCAAUUCCCAAGUCCGCCUGACCUCUACCAACGCCAAGGCUACUGGUCUGCUCACCACCGACUCCACCGACCUGAAGUUCAAGCAAGUCGUUUAUGUGCAGUGGAAGAAGUGCACUGGCAGUGGUUAG
This is a messenger RNA of Didymella exigua CBS 183.55, 630 nucleotides long. RefSeq lists its product as uncharacterized. The record is from RefSeq and is a predicted model, not a curated record. NCBI's taxonomy places the organism in Eukaryota, Fungi, Ascomycota, Dothideomycetes, Pleosporales, Didymellaceae. The transcript is spliced from 3 exons. Bases 1 to 630 code for a protein of 209 amino acids.